Messenger RNA from Cynoglossus semilaevis (tongue sole), 427 nucleotides. RefSeq names its product phosphofurin acidic cluster sorting protein 2-like. Gene Ontology annotation, molecular function: transmembrane transporter binding. Lineage: Eukaryota; Metazoa; Chordata; Actinopteri; Pleuronectiformes; Cynoglossidae. Gene Ontology annotation, biological process: protein localization to plasma membrane. Bases 151 to 408 code for a protein of 85 amino acids. The record is from RefSeq and is a predicted model, not a curated record. The transcript has 2 exons.
UAUUUAUAUAACUUGUUAUAAAUAACAAACAGUAAUCACAUUUAGCUCGUGAUGUGUUAUCAGCACGUGGUCAAUUAAGGACCAUUUGGUGAAUUAGUAGCAUGCUAGCAUGGUGCUAGUGUUUUGUUUUUCUCUCAGUAUCUGUCAGACAUGCUUCAGAACCACCAUCUGCCCGUGGUUUGCACCUGCACCACAGCCGACAUCCAGGCCGCGUUCAACACCAUCGUCUCGCGCAUACAGAGAUUUUGUAACUGUAACUCCCAGACGCCCAUUCCCAUAAAGAUCGCUGUGGCUGGAGCCCAGCACUACCUCAGUGCUGUUCUCAAGCUUUUUGUGGACCACCUCUCACACAAGACCCCAGACUGGCUGGGGUACAUGCGGUUCCUCAUCAUUCCUCUAGGUGACUAAAAACACUCCAACGUCAGGU